AUGCGUCAACUGACUGAAGAAGAAACUAAGGUAAAAAUCACCCCGCUGAUCAACUUUAUGGCCUUUGUAAUAAUUCUUGUUUUUGAUCAGACUCUUUUCACCAAAUUGGCAAACUAUGUCGGUCGCGGAAUUACACAGCUGAUUCAACCUCCCUCCGAAGAUGCUUCUCAGCUUCAGACUGAUCAGUAUGUAUUCCGGCUACAAGGAAGCCGUGUCUACUACAUGCCUUUGAGACUGGCCAAUCUGGCUGUCUCGAUCCCAAGAGAUAACCUUCUUUGUGUUGGCACUCAAAUCGGAAAGUUCACUAAGACCGGUAAAUUCCGUCUCAAUAUCACCGCGCUGGAUGUCAUUGCUCCUUACGCUCGUUAUAAGGCUUGGAUCAAACCCAAUGGCGAAAUGCCAUGGCUCUACGGUGGAAAUGCCUUGAAGGCACACAUUGGACGAUGGAGCGAGGACUGCCCCGAACACACUGGUGUCGUGGUUUUCUCGAUGGAUGAUAAACCUCUUGGUUUCGGUGUGACUGCUCGCUCCACCGCCGAAGCACGUAAACUCGAACCGACUUCUACUGUCAUCUUUCGUCAAGCAGAUUGUGGAGAGUGGCUCCGUGAGGAGGAUACCCUGUUCACUACCUAG
This is a messenger RNA of Penicillium taxi, 633 nucleotides long. RefSeq names its product ribosome biosynthesis protein NIP7. The transcript is spliced from 5 exons. Bases 1 to 633 code for a protein of 210 amino acids. Gene Ontology annotation, biological process: ribosomal large subunit biogenesis; ribosome assembly. The record is from RefSeq and is a predicted model, not a curated record. Lineage: Eukaryota; Fungi; Ascomycota; Eurotiomycetes; Eurotiales; Aspergillaceae. Gene Ontology annotation, cellular component: nucleus; nucleolus; preribosome, large subunit precursor. Gene Ontology annotation, molecular function: RNA binding.